Raphanus sativus (radish) is the source of this 1421-nucleotide messenger RNA. Its product is annotated as protein BRASSINAZOLE-RESISTANT 2. Gene Ontology annotation, molecular function: DNA-binding transcription factor activity. Lineage: Eukaryota; Viridiplantae; Streptophyta; Magnoliopsida; Brassicales; Brassicaceae. The record is from RefSeq and is a predicted model, not a curated record. Gene Ontology annotation, biological process: DNA-templated transcription; brassinosteroid mediated signaling pathway. The coding region runs from base 189 to 1205 and encodes 338 amino acids. The transcript has 3 exons.
GAGAGAAACACACGUUAAAACCAUACUGCCUCUACUGAUCCUUUGCGCACAACCACACAGUAACUAACAUACGCCACUGCUCUUCUCGCCGUUCGUCAAACUCAGACUAACACGUGGCCAAUCUACGUCAAAUCGCCAACCCCGUGCGCAAAAAAUUGCAGCAGCGAUCGGUUCCGGAAAAGAAGAAGAUGACGUCUGACGGCGCGACGUCGACGUCAGCAGCAGCAGCGAUGGCGGCGACGAGGAGGAAACCGUCGUGGAGAGAGAGGGAGAACAACCGGAGGAGGGAGAGGAGGAGGAGAGCCGUAGCGGCGAAGAUCUACACCGGUCUGAGAGCUCAAGGCAACUACAAUCUUCCCAAGCACUGCGACAACAAUGAAGUUCUCAAGGCGCUUUGCUCCGAAGCUGGUUGGAUCGUUGAAGAAGACGGCACCACUUAUCGCAAGGGACACAAGCCUUCUCCUCCUCUACCUGGUGACGUGGCUGGGUCAUCCUCACGAGCCACACCUUACUCCUCUUCCUAUAACCAAAGCCCAUUCGAAAGUCCCAUCCUUUCUUACCAAGUCAGUCCAUCGUCUUCCUCCUUCCCUAGCCCUUCUCGUGGUGGCGACAACAUCUCCACCAUCUUCCCUUUCCUCAGGAACGGUGGGAUGAUCCCUUCCUCUCUUCCUCCGCUCAGAAUCUCAAACAGCGCACCCGUCACUCCACCCGUCUCAUCUCCAACAUCUAAACACCACCCAAAGCCGUUAUUACCCGCUUGGGAGUCUUUCACCAAACAGUCAAUGUCCAUUGCUGCUAAACAGUCGAUUUCGUCGUCUUUCAACUACCCGUUCUACGCGGUCUCUGCGCCGGCGAGUCCCACUCAUCAUCGCCAGUUCAAUGCUCCCCCGGCUACUAUACCUGAGUGCGACGAGUCUGACGCUUCCACUGUUGAUUCUGGUCACUGGAUAAGCUUUCAGAAGUUCUCACAGCAACAGCCGUUCCUCGGCGUCUCUGCAGUAGUGCCGGCCUCUCCUACUUUCAAUCUUGUGAGACCGCCUGUGCCUCAGCAGUUAUCUCCAAACGCUGCAGCGACACGAGAGAUUGGUCAAAGCUCGGAGUUUAAAUUUGAGAACAGGCAAGUGAAGCCAUGGGAAGGGGAGAGGAUCCAUGAUGUCGCUAUGGAGGAUCUUGAGCUCACUCUUGGAAACGCUAAAGGUCAUUAGUUGAUAAAAAGAAAAAAAAAGCCUUUGUGGCGAUGUUUGAGUGUUAGUGUGUUGUUGAGUUAUUGGUUUUUGGUUCUUGUACCAGUGAGUUUGAUUCAGAAGGCAUUAUUUUGUAGAUAGAAUGUUUAAGAUGCAUGUUUCUAGUACAUUCAUUCCUCUUAGGUCUUGUAAGAGAUUACAAUUUAUUUUUUUAAUUUUAAGUGGCUUCAACUAGAA